UCGUCCAACGGCAGCUACAAGCCCGACGUCAAGUUCGACGGCGCCAACGGCGUCGGCGCGCUGAUGAUGCGCCAGUUCGUCCGCCAUCUGGGGCCGACGCUUAACGUGGAGAUGUUCAACGAGGCGGGGCAGCUGAACCACCAGUGCGGCGCCGACUUCGUCAAGGUGCAGCAGCGGCCGGCGGAGGGCAUGGCCAUGGCCGCCGAGGCCCGCUGCGCCUCGGUGGACGGAGACGCCGACCGCGUCAUCUACUACUACGUGGACGGACAGGACGUGUUCCACAUGCUGGACGGAGACAAGAUCGCGACGCUAGUGGCCGGCUACCUGAAGGAGCUGCUGGUAUCCAGUGGUAUCCAGCUCAACCUCGGCCUGGUGCAGACUGCAUACGCCAACGGCAGCUCCACCAAGUACAUCACCCAGCAACUGAACGUGCCUGUGGCGUGCACGCCCACUGGCGUGAAGCACCUCCACCACCGGGCGCUCGACUUCGACAUCGGCGUCUACUUCGAGGCCAACGGGCACGGCACGGUGGUGUUCAGCGAGGCUGCCAUGCAGAAGAUCGAGCACGCCCGCGCCGACCCCGGAUUGAGCAGCAGACAGCGGGCGGCCGUCUGCCGGCUGCGGGACGUGGUGGACGUCAUCAACCAGACGGUGGGCGACGCCAUCUCGGACAUGCUGCUGGUGGAAACGGUGCUGCACUCUCGCGGCUGGAGCGUGGCCGACUGGAGCGCCGCCUACACCGACCUGCCCAACCGGCAGCUCAAGGUUCAGGUCAAGGACCGUACGGCCGUGACGACGGCCGACGCUGAGCGGCGCUGUGUGACGCCCGCCGGCCUGCAGCAGCAGAUCGACGGCCUGGUCAGCCAGCAGCCGCAGGGCCGCGCCUUCGUCAGGCCGUCGGGCACGGAGGACGUGGUGCGGGUGUACGCCGAGGCCGAGACGCGCGCCGCCGCCGAUCAGCUGGCGCACCAGGUGGCCGAGGCCGUGUACCGCCACGCCGGCGGGGUGGGCCCGGCCCCCAGCCCGCCCCAGUGAGCCGGCCAAUCGGGGCGAGAGUGCAAGCGCGGACGCCCGGCGCGCCGCCGACGUUGUAUCAACGGUAUUAAUCCGCUCAAAGGGCACCUACGGGACGUCGGGCGUGAAAUUGUGUUUUGUAAUCGACGAGCACGGCAAUUUUAUCGCGAUUUAGUGUCGCGACGUGUUUUUACGGCGAAUUUUAUACUUCUUUGUCGACCAUAUCAGAGUGGUGAUUGUGGAGACUUAUCUGUAAGAUAUGACUGAAACGGGACAACACCUGUUUGCGUUUAUAGUAUGCUUCAGCCAUUCCAGCCGUUUGAUUCGGCGGCACACGGACAGUGCUGGCAGUGGGCCUUGAGCCUGGUUGUGGGUUGUGAGUCGGGGGGUGCUGGGCUCAGUGGUGGGUGCUGGUGGUGGUGAAGGUACGGAACUGCGCGCUGUGCCGCGCUCAGUGAAUGUGCCCUCGGGGACGGAACUUCCUCACAAGUGUUGGUGAAACAAAGCUCGUAUUUGAAAAAGAGAAAAGUCCCAUUAUAUUUUUCCAAUGCGUUCGGCAUAGUGGUUCAGGUAGUGUGGGAACAGGCCGGCUCAAAAUUGCGGGAGGUCAGGUCCCCUUCAGGGAUACGAAGUUCCACCAAUGUGUGCCUUGUCCCGGCUCGCGCGACCUCGAAACACGCUCGUCGGACGGAUCUCGUCGAUCUCGAUUCACCGGCCCGGCCGGCUGGCCGGAGCGGUCCGGCGCGCCGACGAACGCGGGGUGCUGGGCCGCCGCCGCCACCGAGUCCCAGCGAUUCGACGCGGCGCCGUGCCGGAGCGGCCAAACGGCCCGUCGGUAGCCGCCGGGCAGCACCGCCGGAGCCGCUCCGGCCGCCGACCUCUUGACGCCAGGAGUGACCUUUGUGCGAAUACACGGCGCCGCCAGCGGAGCGGCGUCCGCUUCA
Messenger RNA from Pollicipes pollicipes, 1958 nucleotides. It is a transcript of the gene nst, whose product is annotated as phosphoglucomutase 3-like protein nst. NCBI's taxonomy places the organism in Eukaryota, Metazoa, Arthropoda, Thecostraca, Pollicipedomorpha, Pollicipedidae. Gene Ontology annotation, molecular function: phosphoacetylglucosamine mutase activity; magnesium ion binding. Gene Ontology annotation, biological process: UDP-N-acetylglucosamine biosynthetic process; carbohydrate metabolic process. The record is from RefSeq and is a predicted model, not a curated record.